UGCAUGUUUUAGUGUGUCAGACAUGACAAUUCACACCGUACGCGUAUAUUAAAAUGAUAACGCGUAUUAAAUAAAUAAUUCACGUAAAUUAUGACAUAAAAGUAAAUCAAACAUUUAUCGCUUGGACACUGGCUUGGAAAAUUAAAAAAUAUAUAGUGUCUUUAUUAAUUCUAAAUUCAAAAAUAUAAAAUAUAACCUAUACGGCAGCGGUAUUAGUUUUAAUUUUCGUGCUAAGAAAUCGAAGUAUACAGUCAUGGAUGGUCGGCGGGAAAAUGCAAGAAGUGCCCGGAAACAAAUUUUUACUGCUUUACUAGCUACAAUACCUACCUUCACGUAUGGCAUACAAAUCGGCUGGCUCUCGCCAAUGGGCCCCCUCCUAAAGUCUGCUGACACACCAGCUCUAGUACCAUUCACGGACAACGCCAUCUCGUGGAUGGCGGCGGCAUUACCACUGGCGGCCAUUUGUGGAAUACCCUUCUUCAGUUAUGCCUCAGAUAGAUUUGGAAGAAAAAUUUGUAUAAUUGGAGUUUCUUUCCUGUCUUGUAUAUCCUGGACCAUAAAGCUUACCUUAAUUACGCCAACUGCUCUGACCACCGCUAGAGUGAUAGCUGGGCUCGCUUCCAGCGGCUGUUUCGUGGUAGUCCCAGUUUAUGUGAAGGAAAUAUCGCAAGACUCGCUGAGGGGAGCGCUUGCGUCGCUGACUAUGACCGUGUGCAAGCUGGGAGUGAUAUUCGUGUACGCAGUUGGCAUGUCAGUGUCCUAUAAAGCCAAUCAAGCGAUUUAUUUAGCGAUUGCUGCAUGCCAUGUGAUAUUGUUUUGUUUUAUGCCUGAAUCACCUAAUUAUUUACUCAAGAUCGACAAUGAAGCGAAAGCUGCCAAAACAAUAUGCUGGUUGCGCAGCAUGAGUAGAACCAACAAGGUUGUCGUCGAAGAAUUAUCCAAAUUGAAAACUGAGCAAUGUAUUUACGAAGCCAUGCCCAGGGUGACUGUCAUGAGUGUUAUUAGAGAUAAAGCAACGUUUUCCGCGCUGCGAGUGACCCUGGUCCUGAUGGGGAUGCAGACCCUAUCUGGGUGUUUCGCCCUUAUGAACUAUGCAGCGGACGUGUUCCGGCGAGCAGGCACAGAGUGGAGCCCUAACACGCUAGCCCUUUUUAUGGGCUCCUUGCAACUAGCUGGAUCCUUUUUUACAACUAUGUCUAUUGAGAAAUUUGGAAGGAAGCUACCCCUAGCUUGUAGUUCACUAUUGGUGUCCAUCUGCAUGGCCACGCUGGCGACCUACUUCCUGCUUGGUAGCGAGUCAGUACGAUGGUUACCUGUUACGGCCGUCUGCGUCUGUAUCCUGGCAUACGGCGCUGGAUUAGCACCUGUCCCAAUGGUGGUUAUGGCAGAAGUAUUCACAUUCCAGAUGCGCGCACGCAUGGCGGGUGCUUCUAUGGCCUUCUCAUUCUUCUGUAGCUCCAUGACGGUUCUAUUUUACACCCCAGUGGCUAACCAGUUUGGGGAAUAUGUGGUGUUCUACACUUUUGCAACUGUAACUCUACUAGGCGUGUUUUACACGGUGUUCUGUGUGCCAGAAACGAAAGGCAAGAGUCUAGACGAGAUACAGAGUUAUUGGAAGAAGCCGGAAACUGUUUUUGUAUGACGAAUAUAUGACGUCCAUUGUCGCGGAAAAAGACAUUGUUUUUGUUAUGUAAUUGUGAGUUUGUUAAUGCCGUUAUGAGAGGAAGAGUAUGGUUAAUGUAGAAUUAUUUCUUUUAAUUUUAUUCACAUAUAAAUAUAUAUUUUCUACUUGUAAGAAGUGUAUCUUACGUGACUCAUCAGAAUUGGUAACAAAGCAAUAAAUAAAUAGAUAAGUACAUUUAAUGUAACAGGAUAUUUACCGUAAUUUAUUUUGUGAGCUCCAGAUAUUUCGAGGGUAUUACAAGUGAGGUAGAUGUAAACAAUUAUUACUGACAGAUCUACCUAUUCACCAUAUAUCAACACACUUUCUUAGUCUUUCUACGUAGUUAUUAUCACAAAAAUAUAUAGUCAAGAAAAUACACAUACAUAUUUAAAAAUCAAAGUCCCAAGUCACGUCCACACUGACGCGAUAAUCUAAUGAACAACUGAAUCGUUUUAUCAUGCGGUUUUUAUACAUCUUUUUUGUAUAAA
This is a messenger RNA of Achroia grisella, 2151 nucleotides long. Its product is annotated as facilitated trehalose transporter Tret1-like. Gene Ontology annotation, cellular component: membrane. The record is from RefSeq and is a predicted model, not a curated record. Gene Ontology annotation, molecular function: transmembrane transporter activity. Gene Ontology annotation, biological process: transmembrane transport. Lineage: Eukaryota; Metazoa; Arthropoda; Insecta; Lepidoptera; Pyralidae. The transcript is spliced from 7 exons. Bases 254 to 1642 code for a protein of 462 amino acids.